AUGUCAACGCCAAUUGGUAUGUAUUUGCCAUCAUCAUCAUCAUUAUCGUUAUCUCACGUUUCAGUAGCUAACCAACAAUUGUAGUGCUCGACCAAGGAACAGGGUUUGUGAAAAUUGGCCGCGCAGGCACAAAUUUCCCCGACUAUACCUUCCCCUCCAUGGUGGGUCGACCAAUCUUGCGAGCCGAAGAAAGAAACAUCUUGGUGCCGGACGAUGUGGAGAUCAAGGAUAUAAUGUGCGGCUCCGAAGCGAGCCAAGUGCGGUCUCUUUUGCAGAUCAACUACCCGAUGGAAAAUGGUAUCAUCAAGAACUGGGAAGACAUGGAGCACUUGUGGGACUAUGCCUUUUACGAUAAGAUGAAAUUGAACCCUCAAGGCCAAAAGAUCUUGUUGACCGAGCCGCCAAUGAACCCGUUGAAGAAUAGAGAAACCAUGUGCCAAGUCAUGUUUGAGAAGUACGGGUUUGGCGGUGUCUAUGUUGCCAUUCAGGCCGUGCUAGCCUUGUAUGCGCAAGGGUUAUCCUCGGGUGUCGUGGUGGACUCGGGUGAUGGGGUCACGCACAUUGUGCCCGUUUACGAAUCGGUUGUGUUGAACCACUUGACCAAAAGGUUGGAUGUUGCCGGCAGAGACGUGACUAGACACUUGAUAAAUUUGUUGUUUCGUCGAGGCUAUGCAUUCAAUCGAACUGCCGAUUUUGAAACUGUGCGCCAGAUCAAGGAGAAGUUGUGCUAUGUCAGCUACGAUUUGGGAUUUGACUCCAAGUUGGCAACAGAGACGACUACAUUGGUUGAAUCGUAUGAGUUACCAGAUGGAAGAGUGAUUAAAGUGGGCAGCGAGAGAUACGAGGCGCCUGAAUGUUUGUUUCAACCGCAUUUGGUCGAUGUGGAACAACCUGGAGUUGGAGAAACAUUGUUCAACACAAUCCAAGCUGCUGAUGUCGACGUCAGGUCUUCUUUAUACAAGGCCAUUGUUCUAUCCGGCGGGUCGUCAAUGUACCCUGGUUUGCCUUCUAGAUUGGAAAAGGAAUUGAAGCAAUUGUGGUUGACCAAAGUUCUCCAUGGCGACCCAUCGAGGUUAGACAAGUUCAAAGUGAGAAUAGAAGACCCGCCCAGAAGAAAACACAUGGUGUUUAUCGGAGGUGCCGUGUUGGCCAAUAUCAUGGCUGACAAAGAUCACAUGUGGAUUUCAAAACAGGAAUGGGAAGAGCAAGGACCUAGAGUAUUAGAAAAGUUGGGACCACGUUGA
Molecule: messenger RNA, 1244 nt
Organism: Lodderomyces beijingensis
Lineage: Eukaryota; Fungi; Ascomycota; Pichiomycetes; Serinales; Debaryomycetaceae
Source: the annotation of a GenBank genome assembly